CCAAGAGAUUAGUAACAUAAAGUGAACUGAGAGAAAGGCGUGCUUCUGGAGGAAAGCUAACGAACUUGGUUUUAGACAGGUUGAGUUUGAGGGGCCCUUAAACUUGAAGGCAUGAGUCAAGUUUGGAGAAAGAGUUUUGGAAACUGACUCCAUAGGGGUGAUGGUGGAUGGCAGUUCUUGAAGGGCGCAGAGCGAGGUCAGUCAGAGUGGAGAAGGGAAUCGCGCGGCUUAACAGAGGCCGAGGGAGAGAGGCUUGUUUGGGAAGCGGUUGACCCAUAACGUUUCGCAAGUGCUUGCUUGGCAUCUGCCGGCGCAUAGCCCCUUGCAGUGAAACCUCGUCCCCUUGUUAACCCUGGCCCCUCCUGAAGCGGCAGCCCUUGGUGGACCCCACGGCCCGGCCCCUUCCCGGCUGCAGCUGGGCGGGCCAGGGCUGGGCGGGCUGACUGUAGAGAGGAUGAGCUGGGCCCAUCUCGUUCUCCUGUAACAGUUUGAACUAGGAAACGCCUGUGGGAACAGAGUUAGGUCUGGGCUACAGGAGGUCACGGUGUGCCCUCAGUUAUGGGUAAACACGGUUUGCGAGGACAGGAUAGGGUGUGGGGACGGGAGGCAGGAGGCGCAGCGAGGGCUGGGUCACGGCUGUGGUGGAGGACCAUGCCUGCGUCCUCUUGCCGUCGGGCCCGGCACCGUUCUGGCCCUUUCUGAGCUCAGGGCCUUUUGCUUUCUUCUGGGUCCUGUGCUAGGUACCCGUACAAAAUAUAGUUGCUUAGGCUCACAGAAGUGACACUCAGGUUUUCAGGUUUAUUUUUAGCAAACUUCACUAAAGCCCAAAGCAAAAGUUCACAUCCUAAGCGCUCCGUGCAUUGUCACCAAGUGAGCAGACAUGUGACCAGCACCCGGCUCGAGAAACAGAAGGCGGCCAGGACCAGUCCUGCCGAGGCCCUGUCAGGCUCCCUCCUGCUGGGAAGCCACCCUCCUGACACCUGCUCCCGGCCGCUGUGCUCAUUCGCUCUCACUGAGCAUAGUGCCCUCGGCCAUACCUUGACCGGACCGCAGCUUCCGGAGAUCUGGGCGGUUCGGCAGGCUUGUUGUUGGCUCAGCAGCAGGGCCAGGGGUCCGAGCCCUGAUCUGACACGACCCAGGGGUCCCGGCUUCCACCUUCUCCUUAGUCCAUUCUUGGUGUGGCCUAGGGUGAGAUUCCUUGUUGGUUUAAAGUCCCUUCUUACGGAGACUCCGAAAAUCCCGACGGACCUUUUCUAAAAAUGGAAGAGGCAGCCGUGUUUUUUAUCUGGUGUCAGACUGACCUCGGCCCGAGCUGGUUCCUUCCCUGCUGUGCCCUUGGCCUCAGCCCUGCUGUUCGCAUCUGGAAGGGGAGCGUGGUUGGGACGAUUGCCCAGGGCGACGUCUGUGAAGCCUGGGGACUGCUCACGCGCGGUCGCGUGCCCAGGUCGCCUGCCCAGGUUGUGGGCGCAGCGAGCGACAGCUCUUCUUAGGGAACCGGGCACCUACGCGUCUCCUCCGCACACGCCCGUGGCAUAGCUCCUGAUGAGCUCCGUCCCAUUUUUGUGCGGUGGCUUAAAUAUCAACUAUUUGGAGGGAAAAGAGUGGAAAUUGCCCCCUGUCGAGACAGCACACUGUGCCUGCAGUUUUCAUCGGUUGGUAAGGGGCAGGUGUUGUUGAGGUGACUGCCCCCGAGGGCCGCACUGGGCAGGCUGAGCUGCCUGCCUUCCUUUUUCCUGUAACCCUUCACAGCAAUGCCGGCCCCUUUCCCUCCGAGGGUGUGGGCUCUCCUGGGAUCCACGCUGCACCCAAGUGUGUUUAUGUGAGGUUCUGGUAAAUGUUGCAGAUUUAUCAAAAACUAGACUUACAACAUGCUUCCCGUAAAUCAUUGUGAACAUUACCGAGAAUGAAUGGAUCCUUGCAAGCCAUAGUGGCAAACAUUAGGUGUUCAAUAAUAGCUCUCACAGGGUUUUUAGACAUCAAAUUCAUUUCAUUCAGAACAAGUAUUCUCAUCAAAACAAUUCUGGGCAUCUACCAGAUCAGGCUGGGAAGGAGAGAUCAUCACGGUCCCCUUCUUUCUAGUGACAGUGCUCUGGAGAUGAAAUGCUCUAUUCCAGCAGGACCUGGUCUGUGAGCCGCUAUCUGGGGAAGUCUCCGAACGUGAGCUCGCUGCGGGCUCCUUCUUCCUGCUGCUGGUAGCAUCCCUGACUCUUACUCUGUGUUCCUUUCCCGCAGUGGGCUCGCUAGCCUAGGGCUGUCCUGGGCCAAGCGGGAGGUCCUUUGGCUCUCCUGGGGCCCCGCCGGGAGGAGGGGUGCGGGGGCUGACGCAUAACUCCAAGGCCGGGCGCUGACCACUGGACUUUGGAACUGUGCCCAAAGCCACAUUUCCGUGACCUAGAUUGGCUUCUUUGUUUGCCGGUGCUGGUCACCGGGCCCCUGCUUCUUCUGUUCAGCGACUCCCUGCCCUGACAAUGGCUGGACCCGCUAUUGAAUCCCAGAGCUUGAGUUCCUUCCGUGAGUUCUGGUUUGCUUCAUAUUCUGCUGAGUUUCAGUUUUGGGUACCCGAAGACUCUCCCUGGUCUCGGAUCCGCCUGGAUCCCGCAGGCCCAGUGCGUCCGGCAGUGACCCCUGGGCGGCGCCAGGCUCCGUGUGCUGUGUCGACUUCAGAUGCCGUCCAGGACCCCAGAUGAAGACAGUCAGUGUUGCCUUAGUUUUGUGCCUGAAUGUCGGUGUGGACCCUCCAGACGUGGUGAAGACCACCCCUUGUGCUCGUUUAGAAUGCUGGAUCGAUCCUCUGUCGAUGGGGCCUCAGAAAGCUCUGGAAACCAUCGGUGCAAAUUUACAGAAGCAGUACGAGAACUGGCAGCCACGGGCCCGGUACAAGCAGAGCCUCGACCCGACCGUGGAUGAGGUGAAAAAGCUCUGCACGUCUUUACGCCGUAACGCCAAGGAGGAGCGGGUCCUCUUCCACUACAACGGCCACGGGGUGCCCAGGCCCACCGUGAACGGGGAGAUCUGGGUCUUCAACAAGAACUACACGCAGUACAUCCCUCUGUCUAUCUAUGACCUGCAGACGUGGAUGGGCAGCCCGUCAAUAUUCGUCUACGACUGCUCCAACGCCGGCUUGAUCGUCAAGUCCUUCAAACAGUUCGCCCUGCAGAGGGAGCAGGAGCUGGAGGUUGCUGCCAUUAACCCGAACCACCCGCUCGCGCAGAUGCCCCUGCCCCCGUCCAUGAAAAAUUGCAUUCAGCUGGCAGCCUGUGAGGCCAACGAGCUCCUGCCCAUGAUCCCCGACCUCCCGGCCGACCUGUUCACGUCCUGCCUCACCACCCCCAUCAAAAUCGCCCUGCGCUGGUUUUGCAUGCAGAAGUGCGUGAGUCUGGUGCCCGGGGUCACACUGGAUUUAAUAGAAAAGAUCCCCGGCCGGCUGAAUGACCGGAGGACCCCUCUGGGGGAGCUGAACUGGAUCUUCACAGCCAUCACAGACACCAUCGCCUGGAACGUGCUGCCUCGGGAUCUCUUCCAAAAACUCUUCAGACAGGACCUGUUGGUGGCGAGUCUGUUUCGAAAUUUCCUACUGGCAGAAAGGAUCAUGAGGUCCUACAACUGCACUCCCGUCAGCAGCCCACGCCUGCCCCCCACGUACAUGCACGCGAUGUGGCAAGCCUGGGACCUGGCCGUCGACAUCUGCCUCUCUCAGCUGCCCACCAUCAUUGAGGAAGGCACGGCGUUUCGGCACAGUCCGUUCUUUGCUGAGCAGCUGACCGCGUUCCAGGUGUGGCUCACCAUGGGCGUGGAGAACAGGAGCCCGCCCGAGCAGCUUCCCAUUGUUCUGCAGGUGCUGUUGAGUCAGGUGCACCGGCUGAGAGCCCUGGAUCUGCUGGGGCGCUUCUUGGACCUGGGCCCCUGGGCGGUGAGCCUGGCCUUGUCUGUGGGCAUCUUCCCCUACGUGCUGAAGCUGCUGCAGAGCUCCGCCCGAGAGCUGCGGCCCCUCCUGGUCUUCAUCUGGGCCAAGAUCCUGGCCGUGGACAGUUCGUGCCAAGCUGACCUGGUGAAGGACAACGGUCACAAAUACUUCCUGUCGGUCCUGGCGGACCCGUACAUGCCAGCUGAGCAUCGGACCAUGACGGCUUUCAUCCUGGCUGUGAUCGUGAACAGUUACAACACAGGACAGGAAGCCUGCUUGCAGGGAAAUCUGAUCGCCAUCUGCCUGGAGCAGCUCAACGACCCCCACCCGCUGCUCCGCCAGUGGGUGGCCAUCUGCCUGGGGCGCAUCUGGCAGAACUUUGACUCGGCCAGGUGGUGCGGCGUGAGGGACAGCGCGCACGAGAAGCUCUACAGCCUCCUCUCCGACCCCAUCCCUGAGGUGCGCUGCGCGGCGGUCUUCGCUCUCGGCACGUUUGUGGGCAACUCGGCGGAGAGGACCGACCACUCGACCACCAUCGACCACAACGUGGCCAUGAUGCUGGCCCAGCUGAUCAACGACGGGAGCCCCGUGGUCCGCAAGGAACUGGUGGUGGCUCUGAGUCAUCUUGUCGUCCAGUACGAAAGCAAUUUCUGCACCGUGGCCUUGCAGUUCAUGGAGGAGGAGAAGAAUUACCCGUUGCCUUCUCCAGCGACCACAGAGGGGGGGAGCUUGACCCCGGUGCGGGACAGCCCGUGCACCCCCAGACUCCGCUCCGUGAGCUCCUACGGAAACAUUCGCGCCGUCACCACCGCCAGGAGCUUGAACAAAUCUCUGCAGAACCUGAGCUUGACAGAAGAGUCGGGCAGCUCGGUGGCCUUCUCCCCCGGAAACUUGAGCACCAGCAGCAGCGCCAGCAGCACCCUGGGCAGCCCCGAGAAUGAGGAGUACAUCCUGUCCUUCGAGACCAUCGACAAGAUGCGCCGAGUCAGCUCCUACUCCGCCCUCAACUCCCUCAUCGGAGUCUCCUUUAACAGUGUUUACACUCAGAUUUGGAGAGUGUUACUGCAUCUGGCUGCGGAUCCCUAUCCAGACGUUUCCGACUUGGCCAUGAAGGUGCUCAACAGCAUUGCCUACAAGGCCACGGUGAACGCCCGGCCCCAGCGUAUCCUCACCACGUCCUCACUCACCCAGUCGGCGCCCGCCAGCCCCACCAACAAGGGCAUCCACAUCCACCAGGCGGGGGGCUCCCCCCCGACGUCCAGCGCCAGCAGCUCCAGCCUGACCAACGACGUGGCCAAGCAGCCAGUCGGCCGAGACCUGCCCGCGGGCCGCCCCGGCGCCCCUGGCCCCACGGGGGUGCAGUACACGCCCCACUCCCAGCAGUUCCCGCGCACGCGGAAGAUGUUCGACAAGGGCCCAGACCAGACCACAGACGAUGCAGAUGACGCUGCUGGACACAGAAGCUUCGUCUCAGCCACGACGCAGACGGGCUUCUGCGACUGGAGUGCCCGGUACUUUGCCCAGCCCGUCAUGAAGAUCCCGGAGGAACACGACCUGGAGAGUCAGAUCCGCAAGGAGCGCGAGUGGCGAUUUCUCCGCAACACCCACGUCAGGCAGCAGGCGCGGCAGCUCAUCCAGAAGGGUAUCGCAAGACUGGACGACCAGAUAUUCCUGAACAGGAACCCCGGUGUCCCCUCCGUGGUCAAGUUCCACCCCUUCACGCCGUGUGUGGCCGUGGCUGAUAAAGACAGCAUCUGUUUUUGGGACUGGGAGAAAGGGGAGAAGCUGGAUUACUUCCACAACGGAAACCCUCGGUAUACCAGGGUCACCGCCAUGGAGUACCUGAAUGGCCAGGACUGCUCGCUGCUGCUCACGGCCACAGAUGACGGCGCCAUCAGAGUCUGGAAGAACUUUGCGGAUUUGGAGAAGAACCCAGAGAUGGUGACCGCUUGGCAGGGGCUCUCGGACAUGCUGCCCACCACCAGAGGAGCCGGGAUGGUGGUAGACUGGGAGCAGGAGACUGGCCUCCUCAUGAGCUCGGGGGACGUGCGGAUCGUCCGAAUCUGGGACACGGACCGCGAGAUGAAAGUACAGGACAUCCCCACGGGCGCUGACAGCUGCGUGACAAGCCUGUCCUGUGACUCCCACCGCUCCCUCAUCGUGGCUGGCCUCGGCGACGGCUCCAUCCGCGUUUACGACCGGAGGAUGGCGCUCAGUGAAUGCCGCGUCAUGACGUACCGGGAGCACACGGCCUGGGUGGUGAAGGCCUACCUCCAGAAGCACCCCGAGGGCCACAUCAUGAGCGUGAGUGUCAACGGAGACGUGCGCUUCUUCGAUCCUCGGAUGCCAGAGUCUGUGAACGUCCUUCAGAUCGUGAAGGGGCUCACGGCCCUCGACAUCCACCCCCAGGCAAACCUUAUCGCCUGCGGCUCCAUGAACCAGUUCACGGCCAUCUACAGCGGGAACGGGGAGCUCAUCAACAACAUCAAAUACUACGACGGGUUUAUGGGCCAGCGCGUCGGGGCCAUCAGCUGCCUGGCCUUCCACCCGCACUGGCCUCACCUGGCCGUGGGCAGCAACGACUACUACAUCUCCGUGUACUCGGUGGAGAAGCGGGCCAGAUAGCGGGCGCCCCUCCUGCCAGGCCUCCAUGUACAUAGUGGACCCGCCGCGCCACCCUCCACACUGGUCCUGACCUGCUGCCGAGGGCUCCGGGAGGCCCCUCGCUGUCUGUCUGUGCGUCUGUGGUCGCUGUCACGCCCAGGAGCCCAGGGAAGGGGGCUCUGGUAGAGUCCUGCCGUGUGACAGCCCGGGGACAGCCGCAAACGUCCCAGCACCCUUCCCGUCCUGUUUUGCUUCUGAGAUUUUUAAAGGGGGAAACACACUCGUUCUACUUGGCGAGGGACCCGAGCACUGGCUCCACGAAAGCUCCGAGACAGAAGCCGUUCCCCAGGGCUCAGCCACCCUGGCGGACGGGCCAGCGCUGGGGCUCACGUAGGUCUCUGGGUUGCUGCCUGGCCGUGAGCCAGCCUGGGCCGCAUUCCCCUGGCUGCAAGCUAGCCGGCCCGUUUUCUGCACACGCGCUCCUGGGGGGUUUCCAAGCGGGCUGGGAGAGGCGGGAGAUUCAAGAGACAGAGCCCACACGCACAGGAGACAGCCCAAGCCUCCUGCCAACCGCCAGUCCUUGCCCACGGGGGCCCUUCGUGGCCAGACCGUAGGAGGGCCGGCGCUGCCCCUCCACCACACAGCCCACCUUCCCUGCACAAGCCCCAAUCACCACAGACCCGCUAGCAGGAGGGGCCUGCGGCUUUCGACAUGUGUGGCCAGUCCUUGGCGAUUUGGCCACCACCCUUAGGCCACAGGGCCUGCCUCUCUCAAGUGCUGCUGUUCCCCAGGCAGGUGCAGUGACAGCCGCUCAGGCCUGUGGCUUCCCCAUACGGGUGUACAUGCAUGUGCAGGGCCCGUGGUCUCCACACUGGAACCAACACAGAGUAUGCACUUGUGUGGCCCCCGCGGCCUCCUCGCCUGGUGCAUCACGUGCCUGCCCGGGGGCGGAGGCAGCUGGGGCCCCGGUGCCUGUGGGUGAACGGUGGACCGCCUUUGCCGCCACUUGCUGGUGCGAGCGAAGUUCAUGUCUUGCAGUGAGUAAAGCAGAAAAGUUGCUUGGUGAUUGCGUUAGCACGUGGCAGGGCAUCUGCGCAUGUCCGCACACAGGUGUGCGCGUGUGUCUGCCCGUAUCCGGGCACCACCUCGGAGCCACGGGGACGGUUUAGCCCCAAGAAGGACAACAGGAAACGUGCUAAGCGAUUACAAACAGCGCUUGUAAAACAAAACCACAAUGAUGAUAUUCUGAAAAGCAUUUUUUCCAUUUUUCCUUGGGAAUCAAGAUUAUUCAGAUAGAGCAGUGAGCUGGCUUAACCAAUUCUGCCAAUAAGAGGCCAUAACGGGAAUGUGCGUCCCAGCGGUGACGGAAGUUUAUUGCCCUACCCAGGGGCGCCUUCCGGGGACGGCGCUGCCCGGGCUCUGCGGCCGCGGGAUGCCGGUGUGCCCCGGGAGCCGGCUCCGGGACAGGGUCCGCGCCCAGCAGCUGACCCCCGGGUGGAUGUGGUGCAGGGGACUGCACGCCGCCAGGCGGGGCCUCCUGUGCCCCCUCUCAGAACCGCCGCGCCGCGGCCCGCUGGGCCAUCCCGGGUCUGAAGCGAAAAUCCAAUCAUGGAGUUAACCGGGGCUCCACGGAGCACGCCCUGAAAGUUCGUUUAUCUCUAUUUAUUUUACCAAAUGAGAAUUGCGGAGUGAAAGAGCAAACGACAGCUGUUCAUGACAAUAAACAAGUGCAGAGGUGA
Molecule: messenger RNA, 8247 nt
Organism: Acinonyx jubatus (cheetah)
Lineage: Eukaryota; Metazoa; Chordata; Mammalia; Carnivora; Felidae
Gene: RPTOR
Product: regulatory associated protein of MTOR complex 1
Exons: 34
Coding region: 2684-6529 (1281 amino acids)
Biological process (GO): cellular response to starvation; cellular response to amino acid stimulus; positive regulation of protein serine/threonine kinase activity
Cellular component (GO): TORC1 complex; cytoplasm
Molecular function (GO): protein-macromolecule adaptor activity; protein binding
Source: RefSeq, a predicted model, not a curated record